AUGUCAGUUCACAUUGGUGAAUCAGAGGAUUGCAGCAGCUUUGAUGGUGGAGAAGGUGAAAGAUAUCUGCCAUGUUGUACCUCUGGACUCAACACAGCUAGAUUAACUAUUGUAGUUGGAGACAAACACUUCUCUGAGGAGAGACUGUUGCUUGUUCAGAGCUGUGACUAUUUCCAAGCUCUGUGUCGCUCGGGAAUGAAGGAAUGUCAGCAAGAAGAAAUCCACCUCCGGUCUCUGCAUGCUCAAGGCUUUAUUAUCACCUUGGCAGUUUUACAUGGUGAGAUGCCCAUUUUGGACGGAGAUGAUAUUGUUGAAGCCAUUGAAUGCGGUGCUUUCUUGCAGGUGACAUCGCUCACCAAGCAUCUUAUCAACCUCUGCGAUGCUGACAACUGUUUGCUGAUGUAUCACCCUGCAGCAACCUUAGGCCUCAUCGAUCUUUACCACACUGCUGCACUGUUCAUUCGAGACAUGUACGCCGACCUGGAGGAAGAAGUCAGGAAAACCUUACCAUUAGAGCUGAUCACUUACGUAGAAUCUUUGACGCCGAGUGUUUUCGUGGCUGUAGGGGCCCAUGUGACUUGUUGUGUUGAUGAAACUGUCCAUGCUGCAUCCAGGACGAUCUCCUACCUGGAUGAAACUGGCAACACCUGGAAAGUAUUAAUAGAUCUUCCACUGGAGGCCAGCACCUCCAUGGCUGGAGUGACUGUUUUAGACAACAAACUCUACAUUAUUGGAGGAGUUCAUGGAGUCUACAAACAAAUUGUGGACUCUUGUUUCUGCUACAGUGUUGAAAGCAGCAGCUGGAGCAGCAUUCCCAGUCCAGCUCAGCUGCACUAUAAUCUGAAUUUAGUGGGUGCAGAUGGUUAUCUUUAUGCCAUUGGAGGAGAAUAUGAGCAAACAGUGAUGUCAUCUGUGGAAACAUACAAUGUAAAGCUUCGGUCGUGGACGUUUGCUGCUCACUUACCUCGGCUGGCAGCAGGAGCAGCUUGCACCAAAACCAUGAGCAGCAUAUUUCGUUCCCUCUUUGACUCCAGCCUCCAGCGUUUCACGAACCACACCAGCCGUAACCCUCUCCAGCUUCACCACGGAACCCACCGCAAAGAGCACCCUCACGAGAAGUUCUCCUUCCACGAGCACCUGCACUGGGAAAACCUUCACCGGGAAGAAGCACCUCGGGCACCGUCCCUGCGCGCACCAUCCUCUGAUUCCUCCACGCCUCCCUCUCCAGCACUACCUCGGCAGCACUUCCCCCUCCUCGGAUUCCAGCACGGACAAACCUCCACCUGCACCCCCCUCGACUGGCACUCCUGCAUCUGUUUCCUGCUCCUG
Molecule: messenger RNA, 1329 nt
Organism: Stegastes partitus (bicolor damselfish)
Lineage: Eukaryota; Metazoa; Chordata; Actinopteri; Pomacentridae
Product: kelch repeat and BTB domain-containing protein 13-like
Exons: 4
Molecular function (GO): protein binding
Source: RefSeq, a predicted model, not a curated record